GUUCUAGUUGUUAUCCCGGACAAAUUGUGAGUUCGUUGUUCUCUGAUAAAACAAAUUAAAUGGACCCACCCGGCAAUAAUGACUGCUUUUGAAACCAACCUUUAGCUUGUCAAUAGGGCGUGAACUAAUUUUACACAAACUGUUUUCGUACACGCUGCUUGGAUUGGUAUAAAAAAAAAACACUCAUCAUCGCACAAAAUUGCGGGCCUAAUCGAUGUUCUUGAUGUCAGCCGGCUCCUCCGAUUUUGUGUCUAAAGCUUGGAAAUCGGAGGAAAAGGAAGCCCAGUUGGAAGCUAACCGGAAUCUCUGCUGCUGUGAGUACGUGACGGAGGACAGUCGGCAGCGAUCACAUAUCCUAGGAUGCUGUUGUAAUUGCGUGGAUUUCGAUUUAGUGUUCACAAGACUUGUCACCUGCCGGAAUAUCGAUCGAAAGAACGUAGACGGCAUGUUAAUCGCCUUUCAAGACCGGCUGCGUCUACCAUGGCGCGGCGGAGCUAAGCGAAUCUCGCCCGCAGCAGUGGCUCCUGCCUUCAUUGUGCCCCUUAUGCUGGGGUUGGCUACUUUGAACUCCAAGACCGCCAUAGUACUGAUGCUCACCCUUGUGGGCUUCACAAUUUGGGGCAUGCAGCUAGCAAAGAGAACGGCUACGAGGACCAACUUCUUUUUGAGUUGGCUGAUUUUCUCUGUGUUCUACAUGAUCAUUAUAUUUGAAUUUCAGGUGCCUCUGCUGGAGCUGGCUCCGGAAGAGAAUUACGCUCUAAUGUUUUUCUCUUGUGCGGCUCUGUACUGUAUCUACUCUACCAAGGUACUAUCUCCCUUAAAUCUAGUCUCAGCACAGUACGGAACCACGCCUAAAGAUGAGUUGCCUGGCAUAGCAGAGGCUUCUAGUGGCGAGGAGCAGGCCGAGGCCCAGACCACGCUCCAGAUGGAGAGUGUACUGACUUUAGAUGACGACGAGGUGGUGGACAUGGACACUGCCGAGCGAUCGGGCUUAAUGCACGGACAUCCCAACAUCUGCGAGAUUUGCAGAAAGGUGACUCCAAGGCGUGCUAACCACUGUCCUGUAUGCGGAACCUGCGUGAAAAAGCGGGAUCACCACAGUUACUGGCUAAACUGCUGCAUCGGAGAGCGCAACUACGUAUGGUAUAUUGUCGGGCUGGCUCUGUCGGAGAUCGCACUCCUACUGGGCGCUAACUUAACCCUUACUUCGAUUUGUCAUCCUUUUAUGGUGGUGCGGCCUCUCGGCUAUCCAGUGCUCUUACCCGACGAUUGUAGCGAGGUAUUCGAGGGCUUUGAACUAGGAAUUUCUUUUGUGGUGGCUUGCUACGCUCUCCUUAUUUCCGUUUACAUAGCCUUUAUACUUACUCGACAGGCCUACUUGUGGUGGAGGGGCUCCACCCUGCACGAAUACAAACGCGCCUCCAAUGCCUCAGGUCGUAAUCGAAUCUGGAGCAACUGGCGAGCCAUUUUGAAGUGAUUGAUCAAAUACCACAGAGCAGAAAGCACAACCUUGUCGCCCAAAUACUAAAGUAUUUAUAGUCUAAACGCUGUUCUUCAUAGUCGUACUUAGUCGUAGCGCUUUAAGGUCAUAAAUGCAAUUUCAAAUUUAUUCAAAAUAAAAAUAAUAAGAAAUAGAA
This is a messenger RNA of Drosophila eugracilis, 1637 nucleotides long. It is a transcript of the gene GABPI, whose product is annotated as palmitoyltransferase ZDHHC23. The transcript has 3 exons. NCBI's taxonomy places the organism in Eukaryota, Metazoa, Arthropoda, Insecta, Diptera, Drosophilidae. The coding region runs from base 215 to 1477 and encodes 420 amino acids. The record is from RefSeq and is a predicted model, not a curated record. Gene Ontology annotation, biological process: peptidyl-L-cysteine S-palmitoylation; protein targeting to membrane. Gene Ontology annotation, molecular function: protein-cysteine S-palmitoyltransferase activity. Gene Ontology annotation, cellular component: Golgi apparatus; endoplasmic reticulum.